Linnemannia hyalina is the source of this 909-nucleotide messenger RNA. The record is from the annotation of a GenBank genome assembly. NCBI's taxonomy places the organism in Eukaryota, Fungi, Mortierellomycota, Mortierellomycetes, Mortierellales, Mortierellaceae.
AUGAUUGACCAAUAUGUCUCUCAAGGCGAUUCGGACGACGACAUAGAUUCCGACUCUGAGAAGGAAGCAAACAUUGCCCUUGGCGUCAACAGCAUCCAUCCUUACUAUGACAUUACAUGGGCUAAUAGUUUGGCGAGAAAGGUCGAAGGUCUUUUGGAGAACGAUAUCAAGCGCUGGGUAACAAGUGGGUUCUUCGAUCGGGGACCGUACGCUCUUCACAGCUUCAUGCUAGAUCUUGAUGACCCAUCCGUUGAAAAGCUUUUUUCCGAGGACGAUUGGAAGGAGAUCUUGGAGGACUUGCCCAGCCAAACGCCAUAUUCAGAAGCUGCGGAUCAUUAUAUGGACUCUUUUCAUGACGUCAAGAAUAUUAAAGAUCUGGAAAAGGCUUUGAAGAGACGCCCCACUGACGCCGAAUCUGUGAUUAUAUAUCACUGCCUUGAUCAAUGGCUUGAUUUAUAUAAAGCUGUCGACCCAUCCCCAUUUUCAAUUGUUAACACCCUCGGCGAAGCUUGGUGGAUCAAUAAUGCCUGGGGCGCCUGUCUGAAAGUCGCCAAUGGCCUUCCACAUGCAUUCAUCCUUCCGGGUGAGAAAACCGGGCAUGAUUCAGCGGAACGCAAGAAUAAGACUAUCACGUCUGUAGAUCGUCGUCGCAUUGGAUGCAAGGCUGACCUUAUAUGGCGCACUAUAUCAGCGCCAGAACGAGAUUGGGCUAUAGCUGAAGCUGCUCCCGAUUGGGACCCUAUCGGGAAGAAAUACCGCUAUGAAGGAACUUUCAAGCUCCCCAGACAACUCCAUGACAUUCUAUCGGCCAGGUCUUUUGAACUAGGAGAAAAGGACCAUCUCCGUGGCGAGUUCGUCACAGGAUUGAUCAUCGGAGGCGUCGACCAUUCGUUUAUAUCAGUCUUUUGA